Messenger RNA from Salvia hispanica, 1723 nucleotides. It is a transcript of the gene ATXR2, whose product is annotated as histone-lysine N-methyltransferase ATXR2. Lineage: Eukaryota; Viridiplantae; Streptophyta; Magnoliopsida; Lamiales; Lamiaceae. Gene Ontology annotation, molecular function: protein binding; methyltransferase activity. The record is from RefSeq and is a predicted model, not a curated record.
AGCGAGUAUUAGCAGACGGAAAAGCUCUGAGACUUCUCAAUGGAGGCUUUAAACUGCCCAAUCGAUGCCCAAUUUUCCGACAAAAUCUCGAUUCUUCUCAGCUCUCCACCUCUCCCACAAGUUGAGGAAUAUUUUGAGAAGCUUGUGACUGAAAGGGAAUGUAAUGGGCUUAAAGUCAAAUUAGAUGGAGAGCAUGGAAAAGGGGUUUAUAGCGAGGUCGAUUUUCAAGAAGAUGACCUAAUUUUGAAGGAUCGAAUGCUCGUUGGUGCUCAGCAUUCAUCUAAUAAGGUCAAUUGUAUGGUGUGUAGUUUCUGCUUUCGAUUCAUUGGCUCGAUAGAGCUUCAAAUCGGGAGGAAAUUGUAUUUGGAAGAGUUGGGGAUCUCUGCAGAUGGAGGAUGUGGCUCAUCUGGUGGAAUGGAGUGUGGUAGUUCGUCUGAGAAAAUCCGUCUGUCGCAUGAUACUAUUCAGUCGUUAAUGGAGGGACGCUUGCAGCUGCCGUAUUCAGAGAACUUCCCUCUCCCUCCAGUUGUUUCUUGCAUUGGAGGCUGCAAAGAAACUUAUUAUUGCAGCGAAUCUUGUGCGCAAGCUGAUUGGGACUCGUUCCAUUCUUUACUCUGCAUUGGGGCUGGAUCAUCAUCUCCUAAUAGAGAAGCGCUUCGGGAAUUCGUGAAGCAUGCUGAUGACACAAAUGAUAUCUUCAUCCCUGCUGCCAAGGUAAUAUCAUCCACCAUUUUGAGAUACAGAAAGUUGAAAGCUGCUCGUGUUGAACAGCAGCCGGGAAAGCUCAUUGUGUCAGAUCCACACGACACUUGCAUAUUCCCAUUGCUAUUAGAGGCGUGGAAGCCAGUGUCAAUGGGAUUUAAGAGAAGGUGGUGGGACUGCAUUGCUCUUCCAGAUGAUGUCGAUUCCUGCGAUGAAGCCGACUUCAGAAUGCAAAUAAAGGACUUAGCGUUUGAGUCGUUACAGCUGCUGAAGGAAGCCAUCUACGACGAGGAAUGUGCACUGUUAUUUUCCCUCGACAUCUAUGGCCAUAUCAUUGGCAUGUUUGAGCUGAAUAACCUUGAUUUGGUUGUAGCAUCCCCAGUCGAGGAUUACUUUUUGUAUAUCGAUGAUCUUCCCCCCUCCCAAAAGAAAGAAGCUGAGAAGACGACUAAAUCUUUCCUCGAUGCUCUUGGUGAGGACUACUCUGUUUCGUGUGAAGGUACUGCAUUUUUCCCUUUGCAGAGUUGUAUGAAUCAUUCUUGCAUCCCUAAUGCCAAAGCAUUCAAGCGUGAAGAGGAUAGGGACGGUCAAGCUACGAUACUUGCCCUUCGACCUAUUUCAAAGGACGAAGAGAUAACUAUAUCGUACAUCGAUGAAGAUCUUCCCUACGAAGAAAGGCAGCUACUACUUGCCGACUACGGCUUCACAUGUAAAUGCCCCAGAUGUGUAGAGGAAGCACCUUGAAUGCCAAAAUUAACUGCCCCCCCUCUCCCCAAACCUCGCAGAGACGUCUCUCGUUCGGAGAAGCAACCAACCAAACAGGCAACGGCCGGUGUGGCAAAGCUCAAAUUUUUCCUUUUCUUUCAGUCGUUUUGAUAUAUUACCUAACUUUGUUUUGUGUAGUUUGUGAGAAAAAUCGGUUAGUCACGAUUGAGACCAUAAGUUAAUGAAUAGUGUUUUUGGUAGGAAAGAAAUUACGAUGUAGGUGUGAUAUGUAUGAUAAUGUGGGGAAAUUUCACCA